CACGUCAGCAAUUUAUAAAUCUUGGAGGUUCUAGAAUUCGAUUGAAAUCCACCAGACAAAAAGAAAAUAAUAGGAAUUCAGAAAUGGACAACAUCCCCGAAGACAAUCUACAUAUUUGUUUAGAGUGUGGUAGGAUUGUAUGCAGGCAAGAACAGCAGACACCAUUUCUCUGCCCCUCUUCGCAUCGUAACUUCAACAAAUCCAAGUUUUGCUCCUUUGUCUCUGAGGGAAACAUCGCCAAUUGCAAACCUGGUACAGGUGUUCUCAUUCUCUCUAGACUAGUAUCUGACGCAAUGCAGGUGUAGAGCAACUAACUCAAGAACGAGACUGUUUGCUUAUAUACUCUCAAAUUGACCCUGAGGUCAUCGUUGAGAAGGUUCCAUCGUUCUGUGCAGUGUCAGCUCCAACAA
Molecule: messenger RNA, 410 nt
Organism: Guillardia theta CCMP2712
Lineage: Eukaryota; Cryptophyceae; Pyrenomonadales; Geminigeraceae
Exons: 1
Coding region: 84-305 (73 amino acids)
Source: RefSeq, a predicted model, not a curated record